AUGGCCCAGCAAGCCCAAGGGCUUCUCAUUCCUGAUUGGGAUGAUGGAGCUACGGAUAUGACCCUGAACCGAAGCUCACCUUCUCCACAGCCCUCGCGCCUGACGGCCCCCAGCGCUAUCCGCCAAUAUAUGGAUGAUGCCCGCCAUCAAGCUCAACCUAACACUUGGAUGUCAAAGGCAGAAAUCCCUACGUCCGAAGAGAUCCUCGACACCAAUAUGGAGCUUUUCACUCGAGGAGCUCCCGAGGAAUGCACUGUGUCGGUUCCGGUGAACAACAUCGAUGGACCUUGGUCUUCAAAGGAAGAUUACCUUGAAGCUCAUUACGAGUUACUUAGAGAAGAUGUGUUGCGCUCACUUCGGGAGACUGUGGGAAGAGUCCGCAACAAACCGUGGGGAAGAGAAGACGAAUACGGCACGACUGUUGGAAUAUACGAGAAUGUGCACAUCAAGAAGCUAACAUUCUCUCCACGUGGAGUUGCUGUCCGGGUUUCUUUUUCCUUGGCUCGCUCAGGCAAACGCGUGCACUGGGAGCAGUCGAAACGUCUGAUUACUGGAUCUCUGGUUGCCCUGACCACAGAGGAAGAUCAAUUCAGAACCCAAUGCACCAUGGCAGUUGUGGCAGCUAGGCCUUUAAGCGAUGGCGUGGACCAGUCGCCACCCGAAAUCGAUCUAUUCUUCGCGCGCCCGGAAGAAUUUGCGAUUGACCCUGCUCAGUCAUGGAUCAUGGUUGAAGAUAGGGCCAGCUUCUUUGAGGCCAGUCGAUACACACUGCGAGCUCUCCAGAAGACAAUGAGGGAACACUCUCCGUUGCUGUUGUCUAAGCAUCUCAUCAGUCUUCAGCGACAAGUCGACUCUCCUCAGUACAUGCAAAUGAACCCACGCAUCGACAUGAGUUCAGCAUUUGCCGCACAACCCAGCCCGAAUACCGACAAGGGCUCAGCAUCUCUACCUUCUGAAAGCUUCAAGAACGUGGAUAUCCUACAGGCCUGGCCUGAAGAUCCUCCGACGGAACUAGAUAAGACACAACAGUAUGCUUUGCGGAGGAUCCUCACAAAGCAGUUGGCUAUUAUUCAAGGUCCUCCCGGUACAGGUAAAACUCACGUUUCUGUUGUCGCUUUGAGGACGAUUCUUGGCAACAUGACAAUGGGAGAUCCUCCAAUCAUAGUAGCUUGUCAAACCAACCACGCAUUGGAUCAACUCCUCCGCCACGUAGCUGAAUAUGAGUCUGAAUUCGCCCGGCUUGGUGGACGUUCCAAAGACCAGGGCAUCAUCAAGAAGCGAACAUUGUUUGAACUUAAGAGUUCUCAGUCCGUUCCUGCUGUUGCCUUUGGGCUGAAGGGACCAUCCUUGAAACGCAUGCGGGACCUGGAGAAGACUAUGCGUGCCAUACUCGAACCGAUGUCAGCGGACAAGGAGUUUCUCGAUCAUAAGAUGCUUCUUGACAAGAGACUACUGACAAUCGAACAAUACGAGUCACUUGAGAAGGGUGACACUGAUUGGGUGCAGCAAAACCCGGAGCAAACAAGCAACGAGCCUAUGGUGGAAUGGCUCGGGAAGAACUCGUGGGUCAAGGUGGACCACGGCACGCCUGAAGACAACUUCUUUGAGUACGAAGAAGCCGAUCUCGAGUUUGAACAGUUGAAAGAAAUUGAGGCCGAAAAUGCUAUCAGAGAGGAAGACGAAAUCGAGAGGCUCAAGGGCAAUCAUUUCCAUCUUGGAUGCAGAUAUGUUGGAAAAGUUGCUUCCAGAGGCGCCCCGUCCAUCACAGAGACCGAGAUCCAGGCGCUGCUGUCCGAGAAGCAGAACCUCUGGGACAUCAACCCAAAGCUUCGCGGGGCAGUGUACAACUUCUUUCUCAAACGUUUCAAAGAGGAAAUUCUGAAAUCUUUUCGGUUGGAAGUCCGGAAGUACCAAGAUACUGCUGAAAAGAGGCUAGCUGGCCGUUGGGAAGAGGACCACCUUCUUCUGAAAACCCAGAAGAUUAUCGGGAUGACAACGACGGGCUUCAGCAAGUACCGUGCUCUUAUCUCAAGCCUCAAGCCGAAGAUUGUUCUUAUUGAAGAGGCUGCUGAGACGUUGGAAGCUCUCGUUAUUGCGACAUGUGUCCCCUCGCUGGAACACCUUAUUCUAGUAGGUGAUCAUCAACAACUCCGACCUCGUUGCCAAGUCAAGGAUUACGAAGACGCCCCUUACAAUCUUAAUGUGUCGCUUUUCGAGCGUCUUAUCAAGAACAACGUUGAGUUCGAUACUCUACGUCGCCAAAGACGUAUGAUUCCUGAGAUUAGACGUCUUCUUAGACCUAUUUACGGCGACCUCAUCUCUGAUCACUCGUCCGUCAAGGAAAGGAAACUACCAUCGGUUACAGGCGUGGGAUGCGACUCAUUCUUCUUUACCCAUUCAUGGCCGGAAUCCAAGGACAAUCAGAUGUCCUCUUGUAACGCUAUGGAGGCUGAAAUGAUUGCCGAAUUCUUCAACCAUCUGUACCUCAACGGCCAUCCAGUGGAUAGUAUCACCGUCCUAACCUUCUACAAUGGCCAACGCAAAUUGAUUCUACGGAAAUUGCUCGAUCAUCCCACGCUCGGCUCCUCGCGUUCACGUUUCAAUGUCGUAACGGUAGACUCCUAUCAAGGCGAGGAAAACGAAAUCAUCCUCUUGUCACUUGUUCGAAGCAACCAGUUCGGCCACAUUGGCUUCCUGGGCGUCGACAAUCGUGUCUGUGUUGCACUUUCACGGGCCAAACGCGGAUUUUACCUCUUUGGCAACGGCGAACAGCUUGCAUGUGAGAGCAAGACCUGGGCCGAAGUCAUCACCCUCUUGGCCGGGAAGGGAGGCCACCUGCCAAAGGAAGGCCCUACAAUGCGCAUAGGCUUCCAUCUACCACUGAAGUGCCAUACACAUGGCAGGAUGACUUAUAUCGAGGCUCCCGAUGAUUUCGCGCUCGUCAGUGGCGGUUGUGAGAUCAAGUGCCACGAACGUCUCCCCUGCGGCCAUCCAUGUCCUGUCAGGUGCCACCCAUACCCUCACAGUAGCAUUACUUGUGCUCUCUCUUGCCCCAAGGUCCUCAGAUGCGGUCACAAAUGCGCCGGAAUAUGCAGCGACGAGAGCUGCCACUGCACCUUGUGUCCCAAGACUACAGGCUCUCUAAUUCGCCCCGGAGCCAACCUCAACCAGACCAACCUCAACCCGUCACCUGAGCGUCAACGGCCUGGGUCUAGCAGUUCUGGAUCCGAUUCGGUGAAAUGGAAUAAUUUCGCCAACGGGGGUUCUAAGCAGCAUGAUCGUGAAGCUGUGCGCCAAGCCAAUGAUAACUACGAAAAGCAACAGCGUUUGGUGGAAGAGCGUAGCCGCACGGCAUACGCAACGGUUGGUAGCACCGGCACUCCUUCACCUGUUCGUCAAUAUGGAUUUUCCAAGAACACAAUGGUCGGCCCUGUUGAUGGUGCAGGAGGUCGUCGGAAGUACAGGGAUACCUUCCGCCCUGGCCCACCUGACCUUAUUCCUAGCCUUCUUGAUUGAUUUUGACUGGGGCACGCAUUUGACGGUCGUCAUGGCGGUGGCCUUGAGCUUGGGUGAUUACGGUUUGGCG
This is a messenger RNA of Aplosporella prunicola CBS 121167, 3586 nucleotides long. RefSeq lists its product as uncharacterized. NCBI's taxonomy places the organism in Eukaryota, Fungi, Ascomycota, Dothideomycetes, Botryosphaeriales, Aplosporellaceae. Gene Ontology annotation, biological process: regulatory ncRNA-mediated heterochromatin formation. Bases 1 to 3516 code for a protein of 1171 amino acids. The transcript has 2 exons. Gene Ontology annotation, cellular component: nuclear RNA-directed RNA polymerase complex. Gene Ontology annotation, molecular function: helicase activity. The record is from RefSeq and is a predicted model, not a curated record.